UUUUUAGAAAGAGGGUUUAUUGUAUAAUUUUUUCUCCCAAAUCUUUUUUUUUUCCGCCGCCGUGAAAAAAUGAAUCAUCUUCUAAUCUUAGCGAGAAACUCGCUGCGGCGGCGGAAUUUUAAUCUCCGACCACCGUCUCGUUCCUUCAGUAGCACCAUCUCACCGGAAUCGAAUCGGUGAGCUCUCCUCUCCCGCUUCUGCUUUCCUUCCUUUUCCUCAUUUAUCGCCUCUCUUCCUGAUUCUGACCCCAAACAAAAAAACAAAACACAGCUCGUCUUUUGGCAUAGCAUUCGAUAUCGAUGGAGUUAUUCUUCUUGGUUCCUCUCCCGUUGGUGGCUCUCCUAGCGCUCUCCGACGUCUCUACGAUGAUUCCGGUGCUUUGAAGAUACCUUUCUUAUUCUUGACUAAUGGAGGUGGCUUGCCUGAAUCUAAACGGGCUUCUGAGAUGAGUCAUUUAUUAGGUGUUCAAGUUUCUCCAUUGCAGGUGAUACAAGCACAUUCACCCUUUCGGAAGCUAGUAAAUAGGUUUGAAAAUGAGCUUGUUGUUGCAGCUGGAAAAGGGGAACCUGCCGCGGUGAUGUCUAAUUAUGGUUUCAAAAACGUCAUUUCAAUGGACGAAUAUGCCUCUUACUUUGACAACAUUGAUCCCUUGGCGCCAUAUAAGAAAUUGAUGUUCAGGCAGGAUGGUCACAAGGAGCUUAGAUCAAGAGAAGAUGUUCUAUCCCAAAGAGUUCAGGCAGCAUUUAUAGUUAGUGAUCCAGUUGAUUGGAGCCGAGACAUCCAGGUUCUUUGUGACAUUUUACGAACUGGAGGACUUCCUGGGAAAGAAAUUGGACCUCAACCUCAUUUGUACAUUGCCAAUGACGAUUUAGACUACCAGACUGAGUUUCCUACUGAACGUCUUGGCAUGGGAGCUUUUAGAAUCGCGUUAGAAUCAAUCUUCAACAGAAUUCAUGAAAAACCUCUAGAGUACACAUCAUUUGGCAAACCAAAUCCAUUUGUGUUCAAAAACGCAGAAGAUGUUCUGAAAGAAAUCGCUACAUCCCCUUAUUCUUCAAACCAAGGAAGUCACCACUUCAAGACACUAUAUAUGAUCGGGGACAACCCUAAAAUCGACAUCAGAGGCGCACGACAGGCUGGGACUCCUUGGUUUUCAAUAUUAACGAGAACCGGAGUUUUCAAAGGAAAAGAUAACCAUUCCGAGUUUCCAGCUGAUCUGGUCGUUGACACCGUCGAGGAAGCAGUUGAUUUCAUUUUGACAAGAGAGUCCGCCAAGCAAAGCUUACUGUCAUGAGUUAUAUCACUCUCAUUUUUUCUGACCAGUCCAAGUAUUUCUUGACGAUUUGAGAUUUUAUUUAACAUAUUGGUUAUUUUCACGGCGAGGCCAAAGAAAUGGUGUAGUAACAAGUAAACAGAAAUUAGUGAACAUUAUUGAAUCUAGAAGUCACUAUUUUCUUUAUGAUUUGAGAUUUUAUUCAACUUUCAACAUAUUGUGUUCUCUUCACUAUUGUGAUUACAUUACUAAAUUGAUAAGUCAUUAUUUUGGUAUUAAAU
Molecule: messenger RNA, 1554 nt
Organism: Arabidopsis thaliana (thale cress)
Lineage: Eukaryota; Viridiplantae; Streptophyta; Magnoliopsida; Brassicales; Brassicaceae
Product: hydrolase family protein / HAD-superfamily protein
Exons: 11
Coding region: 446-1294 (282 amino acids)
Source: RefSeq, marked reviewed